AAAUUUUUCUAAAAGAUUCUACAAGAUUAAGAUGCGAAACAUACCAGUUUGUUCUUUGCUUAAUAAUAUAUUGUAGUGUACUUAGGCGGAAAUAUUGUGAAACCUUUGCACGUCCUUAAUACGCUUUUAUAAGGUUGGUACCAAUAAGUAGUAUUUAACUGAUGAGCAGUGUAAAGCCAUGGAAAAACCAUAAUAAUUUUUUUUACAAGAAGCAUAAAUGAACCACUUCAUUUAAUACCAGUCUCCUUGAAAUAUACGCAAAAAAUGCAACUCAGCAAUGAAUGUUUUGGCAGUUAAACUCUAUCAAUAAUCAUUAAACAAUGAAAAAAGUAUUCUCACUCAUUGUGAACUAUUGGAAAAAGACUUCGGAUUGUGAUGCCGUACUUAAGAACUACAAAAAUUAUGACGAUUUAGAAGGUUCUGUGCAAACUAUAUCAUCUUUAACCGAUAAUUCAACUAAUAUUUCCGAGAGUUUGUUUACAGUCAACCAUACCUACUUAAGCUAUGAUGCAAUUAAGACAUGCCUGGAAGAUCUAAGAAGACUGAUAUCAGUACAAGUUGGUCUAGAUGAAUUUUCAGAAAUUUAUUGGCUGACUAUUACUAAAGAAAAGUUGGCAGACAAGUUAAAAGCCUCUGAUAAGUUAGAACAAAAUAUCUGGUUGUUAUGGGCGUCAUUUUUAAAACGAGAAGAUUUGUUCCCACAGUUGUUGAAUGCUGGAGCUGAUAUAAGCUUCUAUGAACAAACCUAUGGCCUUAGUUCGAUUCACUUAGCAGCCUUUAGUGGCUGCACAGAUGCACUUGAUCAUCUUCUAUCCAACCAAGGUCACUCUGUAAACACAAUAUAUAAAUGCUACUCUCCUCUCCAUUGUGCAGUUCUUGGUGGCUAUCCAGAGUCUGUAUCAAUACUCUUAGAACAUGGAGCUGAUAUUAGGGCUCUUACCAAUGACAGCUGUAUUUUGGAAGGAGUUCUACACUGUGCUGUUAGAGCCAAUGCGAUAAAAUGUCUGGACGUCUUAUGUAAAAAUGGUGCUGACGUAAGCCAACUAAACAUCUCAGGCCUAUCACCGAUUCAUUUAGCUGCAAGUUUAGGAAAGUCUGAAUGUCUUCGAAUGUUACUUUCAUAUCAUACAGCAAACAUUAAUUUGCAAACAAAGAAAAAUCAGCAAACAGCAUUGCACUUAGCUGCUCGAAGUUCAUUUCCAGAUUGUGUGAAAAUAUUGCUGGAAUUUGGUGGCAUCAUAAUGUUGGAUCAUAAAAAUCGUACUCCUCUUCACUUGGCAGCUAAAGCUCAUUGUAUUUCCUCCAUAAAACAUCUUCUAGGAAAGGAAGGUAUAAAUGUGAAUUCUGAAGACAUGGAUAGGAGAACCCCAUUACACUUAACAUUAACUCGAAAAUCUACUCAAAAAAACUGUUCAUGUGAAAUCGUUGAUACCUUUAUAAAAUAUGGAGCAGAUGUUAAUGCAAAAGAUAAAGAUAACUUGACUGCUUUACACUUGGCUGCCCAAAACCAAUUACCAGAAUGUGUAGAUGUCCUUAUUAUGAACGAAGCAGAUGUGACCGCUAAAUGCAAAGAAGGAAAAACGGCUUUAAAGUAUAUUUGUCAAAAAACUCCGACAUCUGUAGAUACUAUACGAAAAAAACUAGAUUCUUGUAUUAUAUUAUUAAACAAAGAUCACGAUUCUUGCAGCAAAGAAUUCGAAUUCCAAAUAGACUUUUGUCCCAUAAUACGCCAUGCGUAUCCAAGAGAAGCCUUAUUUUUAGCAACUUUAAUUGAUGAAGGUCAUAAAGAUCUACUUUUGCACCCAGUUUGUCGCGCUUUUAUCUAUCUUAAAUGGGAUAAAGUUAAAAAAUAUUUUAUCUUAAAGGCUCUUUGGUGUUUUUUGUUUGUAACAAUGAUGUCAUCGUAUGUUGUAACGGGUUUAGCCAGGUACUGCUACAAUUUUAGCAAAAACGUUACGGUUUCUUCUUAUCUUCAAGAUAAAGAGUUAUGCUUAAACCAUUCUAUUUUAGCUCGUUUUACAGUAAAUAAUCCCCAGAUCAUUGAAACCCAAUGGUAUAUAUUGGUAGUCUUAGCUUUCGGUGUAAUGUUUCGAAAAAUAUGUGGCUUUCAUGGAUAUUCUUCUUUUUUUGAUUACUUUUCCUACAUAGAGAAUAUUCUUGACUGGUUAUGUAUCAUCACAGUGUUUCUAAUAUCUUUUGUUUACACUGGUCGGACUUAUAUAUGGCAAAAUCACGUAAGUGCUUUCGCUAUUCUCCUGAGCUGGGUUAACCUCAUGUUCAUGUUGGGACAAUUUCCUUUUUUUGGCACCUAUGUUGCUAUGUAUAUCUCCGUGCAAAGAGAAUUUGCAAAAAUUCUCUUAGUUUUCUUUUCACUUCUGAUAGGUUUUACAGUUACUUUUUGUGUCCUUUUUCCACAAUCGGAAGUAUUUUCCAAUAUAUAUAUUGGGCUUCUAACUGUUUCCGUAAUGGCUGUAGGAGAGAUGAACCUUGAGCUUAUUACUAAGCCUAGUAAAGAAGAAAGUAUUUAUAUGUUAAAAGGAUCAUCAGAAGUAAUAUAUGCAACAUUUGUUUUUUGCGUUAGUAUUAUUAUGCUCAAUUUAUUAAUUGGUAUUGCAGUGAAUGACAUUAAAUCCUUGAAAACCUCUGCGAGGCUCACCAAACUUACUAAGGUCGUACAGCUAGUCAACUGCAUAGAAAAGUCUUUGCUUGCUGAUCAUAUUCCUCAAAAAUUCUUAGUAAAAUGCUUUAAAUGGGAUAUAUUAAUAUCUUCUGAUGAGGAAUAUUCCUCUUUCAAAGCUAAAGUUUAUAGCCGGAGUAAAUUACUUUCUCAUCAUUUACUACAAGAAGCUUAUGGGAUUCUUAGGAAGCAACAGAAACGAAGAAAAAGGUGUGGAUAUAUGUGUAAAAAAGAAGAACCUGCAGAAAUUUUAAUAAGUAGUCAAGAAAAUAUGGUUGAAAAUAACCAAAUUCAAGUAGAAAUUGCUGAUUUGAAAAAGCAGCUUAUGAAUUUAAGUGUUGAAAUUGUAAACGUACAAAAUAUUCUAAAAACUAAUCAAGUGCUUAUGGAGCAAGUUCUAAAAGUUAGUAAUGGCACUAAUGAUUUACUGAAUGAUUUGUAAUUUUCAUAUAUAGAUUUUGAAUAUAUCUACAUAUUUUCAAUAAUAUACUUGAACGAUCCUAGUUCAACUGAUUUUAUAACAACAUAUGCCCCGAAUAGUAAAACCCAAUGUUAUAUAUUGAUAGUCUUAGCUAUGGAUGUGAUGUGUUGAAAAAUGUGUCCCUUAUUUAAAAUUUAAAUAGUUUUAAUAAUUAUUAGAAAAUUAAUAUUAAUUUUCCUAAAUGGAGACUAGUCUUGACUUGGGAAUAUAUAUAAUCAGAUUAUUAUUAUUCGAAGUGAUGACAGCAGAAUAUCUGUAUUGUGACGACUUUAGGUUAUAUUUAUAAUUUUGUUGCAUUUUAUCUUAAAAUUUUAAUAAAAUAUUUUGUUAUUAACUUAUCAAGGAAAAUUAAAUUGUUUUUUGCUUUCGUAAUUUUAUGUUUGAGAUAUUAAAGGCCACGGCAUAAUUGCCCGCAAAUGGAAACAAAAAAGAAAAUUCUUUAUAAAUGUACAAUCAAACGAAACGUAAUUAUAGAUAACUAAACGCCCAUAAUAGAAAUUUUUGUAUUAUCCAUGGAUAUUUUUUCUUGUUUUUGGUUCCUUUUUGCCAAAACACCCUUAGUUUUUUUAAUACUUACUCUAAAAAAUAAACAUCUUGGGUUUUAUAAACUUUCUGGUAUAUAUUUUGAAUAUGGUCUCUAAAUUAAUUAUGUAGAUGAUGAUGAUACUUUAGAACGGUGGUUGAGCAAUUUAAAACCCAACGAUUUUGCAACAAAUUUCUUACAAAAUGACGUAAUUUUUUUAUUCAAGACAUUGCUAUGCGAAAACUCUGCAAUAUGUCAACUUUGUACGAGAAUAUACAGCAGUAUUGCCAUACUGGACAAAAGUCCAUAAAGUUUAGGUAAAAGUCGGCAGUUAUUAACAAAGUUAGUGGAAGGAAUAAAUUGCGGUUUUCACUUGGAAUUUCUUGGAAAACUUACUUACUUGAAGUUGUAAGUGAAUUUUCUAUUGUUCAAUGUUUGUAUUUUAACAUGCAACAUCUGUUUAUAUAUAUUUUUUUAAUUAAAAACUUUUAUUAAUUAAUUGGCAAGGAUCUCUCAUUUGAUAUAUAAAAUUUAAGAGUGUAAAGGCUGGUAAGUGUUUAACCCAACCCAACUCAAUAGUUAUAAUAAAAAAAAUAGUUUGAGUGUUAGUAAGUGAUCGUGUUUAGUAGUGUAAUUGUUUAAUUAAAUUAGUUUACUAUUUUUGAUUCUUUUAAUUUACACCCAACAAACAGUAAAAAUGCUAUGAUAGCACAGCUAUGUUUAGCAAUGACUAUAAAAUAUUUAGCCCAUGGAGCAUCAUUAUAGAAUAUUUUGUUAGGUUAGGAUACUCCAUUGUUUCCAGAAUCAUUUUAGAAACAUGUGAGUUUCUAUGAGAAAUAUUUCAGCGCAUAUAUUUAAAAACACCAACUAAAAAUGACUGGACUGCCCCUUGGUACCCAUUUCUAUAACAGAUGAAGUUUUCCAAAAAUCCUGAGAGCUAUUGGUGGAAAGUCCUAUAAAUAGUGAUUCCCAAUAUUUUAAUUACAAACAAUAUUUCAGUAUGGUUCUAAUGGUAUCUGGUGUUAUAGUUUAUAAAUUUACAUGGGUGGAUGUUCAGAGCCAUAGGCUUCCGUUAUGUCAUUAAUUAUUUCUCGGGAUUUAUCACAUUAGAAAUGCAAAAUCAUUUUUAUUGGUUUCGGGAAGGAAUCAGGAACAAAAAAGAUGAAACUGGGCCAACUUUCUCGUUACUGUUCCAGGGAUUCUUUAUGUUCUCGUUAGCGGGAAGCCAUUGCACCUCCGUAUACUGAAAAUAAUGUCUUUUAACUUUCUUUCCGUUGUCGUUCUCGAGCUGUUGUGUAACGGCCUUAAGAAAGAUGGCUAGAGUAGCAUGGGCUCUAGUAAUUUAACAGCUUAAUUAAAUUUAUACAGUGUAUUCCUGUAAGCAUGGAUUACUAUAUCUCGGAAACUCUUAAUCUAACUUCAUUGGAAGUUUUUUUUGGAAGUUUGAAAUUUGACUAGGGGGCGCAGUUGAAAGUUCAAUAAAUCAAUACUAAUUUUCCGCGAAAAAUGUCCGCUUAAAGUACCCUUUUUUUACAUAAUUAGAAACCUUGGGAUAUUUUGGCCAAUUUGGUCAAAGACUCAUUGGCGUACCGACCGUCAUAAAGUAAGGAAGGUAGUGACAAUGUAAUAGUUAUAACUUGCGAAUUUGGGCUUGCUCAAAAGUGAAACGUAAGUAGUUUUAAACAUCGUAUCCAGUAGUAUGCUAGACAUAUCCUUAAACCAGAAUUAAUUGUUUAUAUUACAUUAUAAAAUGCUUAGCUUAGGACUAUUUUUAUAUUUAAGAAAUCGCUGGUAAUACCUAUAGCGUUAACAAUAAUAUUGU
This is a messenger RNA of Anthonomus grandis grandis, 5503 nucleotides long. Its product is annotated as transient receptor potential channel pyrexia-like. The record is from RefSeq and is a predicted model, not a curated record. NCBI's taxonomy places the organism in Eukaryota, Metazoa, Arthropoda, Insecta, Coleoptera, Curculionidae. The coding region runs from base 321 to 3119 and encodes 932 amino acids. Gene Ontology annotation, biological process: monoatomic ion transport; transmembrane transport. Gene Ontology annotation, molecular function: monoatomic ion channel activity; protein binding. The transcript has 7 exons. Gene Ontology annotation, cellular component: membrane.